Podospora pseudocomata is the source of this 894-nucleotide messenger RNA. RefSeq lists its product as uncharacterized. Lineage: Eukaryota; Fungi; Ascomycota; Sordariomycetes; Sordariales; Podosporaceae. Bases 1 to 894 code for a protein of 297 amino acids. The record is from RefSeq and is a predicted model, not a curated record. Gene Ontology annotation, molecular function: nucleic acid binding; calcium-dependent protein serine/threonine phosphatase regulator activity. The transcript has a single exon. Gene Ontology annotation, biological process: calcium-mediated signaling. Gene Ontology annotation, cellular component: cytoplasm; nucleus.
AUGCCUUCGAUUCAGAUACCUACCGCCAUGCCCUCCUCUCCAGACGGACUCCUCCCCUCUCCCAGCAGCAUGUCCAGCUCCCCACGAUCUGGCCGCUCUCGGGGCGCCUCUCUCAACCUCAAGCUCGACCUCUCCAACCUCCCACCGCUGGAGAAGCCAACAACACCCACCAACACCCUCCUCAUCACCGACCUCGACCCCGACUGCUUCCGUCCCGAGAACCUCGCCGUCAUCAGAGACGCCCUCAACAAAACCGCCCCAGUCCGCCACUUCUCCCCACUAAAAUUCGCCGCCCGCAUCCAGGUCGUCUUCUCGACCGAGCAAGAAGCCAUCGCCGUCCGUCGGGAAUGGGACGAGAGGGAAGUCAUGGGCCGCCCUUGCCGCGUCUGCUUCGGCAUGCAAAUAAACCUCGAGACCAUCAACAACAAGGAGGACCAGCACCUCGCCUUGCCCGACGCCGGGAGGCUGUUUUUCAUUUCUCCUCCCCCAUCUCCUCCCCACGGCUGGGAGUCCCGGACAGAGGACGCGCCUAAUACCAUGGUCCACGCGGAGGACUUGGCGGAUGCGCUGGCCAAGCUGAGGCAUUCGAAUGAUCCCAAUAGCGGGGUGAAUAUUAACCAGAGGGGGGAUGUCAGUCCCGUCAGCCCUACUACGCAAGGGGGCGGUCAGAGGACGAAGAGGAGCAGGAGCUCGACCUUGAUCUUCCAGCCGCAGCCUGUGAUUGGGAUGGGAGGGGAGAGCCCGAACUUGCCGUGUGUGACGGUGGAUGACAUGACGGAUGAGGGGCUGGAGGAUGAUGCGGAUGUUAUGGACAUCAGCCCGGUCAAUAUCACGGCGCCAAGGCCGAUCAUGGCGCACACGGCCAGGCCACCAGUCGAGUUGAUGGAGCAUUGA